AUGUUUGGAUGGUUGCGAGAUACACUUACCAAUGCUCGAUCAUCGUUUGAACAUCAUCAUUCAAUCACACCUUCCUCCUUUUUUCAUCAACAAAAACAAAAGCAAAAAGAACGAACUUCUUCCGACGAUGAUGAAUUAAAUCAAUCAAAAGAUAAUUCAUUUUAUCAUAAUCCUUAUCAAUCAAGUGGACAAAUGAAUUAUAUUGAUGUUCCGCAACAACAAUAUACUAAUGAACAUACGUAUCCAACUUAUCUUGCAAAACAACAAAUAUCCGAUUCAACAAAUCAAACACUUGAUGAUCAGAUUCAUACGAAAUUAUUAUCGCUACAACAACGUUCAAAUCAAUAUCAAUCUUACGCUCAUAGACAAAAUAAUUAUGCACAUAGAAAUAGGUCUAUAAUAACAACAACUCCAUCUUCAACACUUCAUUCUUCAUUAAUUCUUAAUCGAAACGAACAAAAGAGAAGAAGCAAUGAAGAACGAUCUGAUGAUGAUGAUGAAGACGAUGAUGAUGAUGAUGAUGAUGAAGAAGAAGAAGAAGAAAAUGAUGGUGAUGCUGAUAAUGGUGACGAUAAUGAUCAUCAUCAUACUAAUGAUGACAGAAGAUCGUCAUCGAUUGAAAAUAAUCUUGGCACUGCAGGCUACUAUUCCGGUCAAUAUGUCAAUAUUGAUGAACAAUUUGAUUUAGCAUCCGUUGUUUUAUGGUACAAAAAUGUCAUGCAAUCUGUUAAAAGAUUCCUUCCAACUGGUCACAAUUAUAUUCAUUCUGAAAAAGAUGAAUAUCAUAAUCAUCAUUAUUCCAUAAGUAGUAAGAAUUCAAUGCUAUCAAGAAACACUAACCAAGAAAAUAUUUUAUCAAAUAAUGGAAAUGAACAAGUAGCUAUUCCAUUAUCAUCGUCAAAAGUAAAAUGGAUUGAUGCUGUACGAACAGUAACACAGUUAAAUCAAGUAAGAAAAAGAAAUAGAAAUAAAUGUUGA
This is a messenger RNA of Rotaria socialis, 978 nucleotides long. NCBI's taxonomy places the organism in Eukaryota, Metazoa, Rotifera, Eurotatoria, Philodinida, Philodinidae. The record is from the annotation of a GenBank genome assembly.